Molecule: messenger RNA, 1611 nt
Organism: Phalaenopsis equestris
Lineage: Eukaryota; Viridiplantae; Streptophyta; Magnoliopsida; Asparagales; Orchidaceae
Product: cytochrome P450 77A3
Cellular component (GO): membrane
Molecular function (GO): oxidoreductase activity, acting on paired donors, with incorporation or reduction of molecular oxygen, NAD(P)H as one donor, and incorporation of one atom of oxygen; iron ion binding; heme binding
Source: RefSeq, a predicted model, not a curated record
UCUACACUCGUAGACCUCCAUCCAUUCCCAAUGGAUCUCAUCGACUUCCUCUACAUCCUCACAGCCCUCGCCCUCGCCGCCGCCUGGUGGCACCACUGCUCCUCCCCCUCCUCCGACCUUCCUCCCGGCCCCCGCGGCUGGCCCGUCGUCGGCAACCUCUUCCAAAUCGUCCUCCAAAACCGCCCCUUCAUGUACAUCGUCCGCGACCUCCGCCGCACCUACGGCCCCAUCUUUACCCUCCGCAUGGGCCAGCGCACACUCAUCAUAAUCUCCUCCUCCGACCUCAUCCACGACGCCCUCAUCCGCCGUGGCCCCACCUUCUCCUCCCGCCCUCCCGACUCCCCUACCCGCCUCCUCUUCAGCUCCGGCAAAUGCACUGUCAAUUCCGCCCCCUACGGGCCCCUCUGGCGCACCCUCCGCCGCAACCUCGUGUCCGAAAUCGUCUCCCCCGCGCGCGUGCGGUCCUUCUCUUGGGUGCGGGAUUGGGCCCUCCGGCUCCACCUCAGCCGACUGAGCGCCGCGCGGCCGGUGGUGAAUCUGAUGCCGCAUUGCCGGCUGACGAUCUGCAGCAUACUGGCGUGCAUUUGCUUCGGGGCGAAGGUGGGGGAGGAGAAGGUGAGGGAGAUAGAGGAGGUGUUGAAGGAUAUAAUGAUGAUGACGACGCCAAAGUUGGCGGAUUUUUUGCCGGCGCUGACGCCGGUGUUUAGGGGGCAGAUGAGGGAGGCGAGGAGGCUGAGGGAGAGGCAGAUGGAGUGUAUGCUGCCUCUGGUGAGGCGGGUUGGGGAGGCGUAUGUUGAUUCGUUGCUGGGGAGGGAGGUGGAAGGGAAGGGGAGGUUGGGGGAUGAGGAGCUGGUGACGCUGUGUUCGGAGGUGAUGAGUGCGGGGACGGAUACCAGCGCCACCGCCAUUGAAUGGGCCAUGAUGCAUCUUGUCAUUGAUCAGGCCGCGCAGGAGCGGGUCUAUAACGAGGUGAAAAUGACUAAGGGAAGGAUAACCGAAGAAGACGUAGAGAAAAUGAGCUACCUUUCAGCGGUAGUGAAGGAAACUCUCCGGCGCCACCCGCCCAGCCACUUCGUCCUAUCACACGCGGCGACGAGAGACGCCGAGCUUGGAGGCUACCGCAUACCGGCGGCGGCCAGCGUCGAGUUCUACACGGCGUGGGUGACCGAAGAUCCAGACUUGUGGAAGUCGCCGGAGGAGUGGCGGCCGGAGAGGUUUAUGGAAGGCGGCGAAGGGUGGGAGACGGAUGUCACCGGAACAAAGGGCGUCAGAAUGAUGCCUUUUGGAGUUGGCCGGAGAAUAUGCCCGGCGGCGACGUUGGGGAUGCUGCACGUUCAGCUUUUGCUGGCGAAUAUGGUGAGGGAGUUCAAGUGGUCGGCUCCGCCGGGGGAGAAGGUUGAUACGUCGGAAACUUUUGCUUUUACUGUCGUGAUGAAGAAAUCGCUCAGGGCUGUCAUUCAGGAAAGGGUGGUUUAGGCGUUGCAGUAUGUGGAAUGGAGCAAACACAAUCAGAGAGAACAGUUUAAAAAAUUUGGGGAUCAGAGAAGCGAUAUUUUCCAAUUAAUUUACUUCUGUUUCUUUGUGUCGAUGAGUAUAAUCUUUUUUUUUUUU